AUGCGCUCCGCCGCCGCGGUCGAGGGCAUCUCCCUGCUCAAGUCGGGCUGCGUGGCUGUAAAGUUUGGGGAGCAGGGCACGCCGCACGCCACCACCUUCACUCUGUCGCUGGACGAGCGCACGCUCUCAUGGGCGGCGCGCGGCGUCGUGUCCGGUUUGUUGCCGAGAUCGCGCGCCGUCGAGCUGCGACACGUCUCACGCCUGCUCGUUGGGGGAGAGAGUGAAGUCUUCAAACGCUACCGCGGCCGCCUCUCGGCGCCGGGUCGCGACUACCUCUCCCUGUCGCUGCGCUUCCACGAGGGCGGCAGCGGCGCGUCGGCCUCGUCCUCUCCGCCAGCGCAGUACAAGGUCCGUGGAGGCAUCGGCCCUGCAGGCGGAGGCGUCGAGCCCGGCAGCCGGCGCGAGUCGCUCGACGUCUCCUUCGACGACGAGGUCACCUUUGGCCUCUGGGUGGCGGCGCUCCGCGCCCUGCUCCCUCCCGCUGCCCUCCUCGACGAUCUGUUUGGCGGCGGCGCCGCGGCGUCGGCAGCGCCGGUGCUCUCGCAGCCGACCCCGCCCUCCACGGCACAGCCGACCCCGUCCUCUGGCGACCCAUGGGCUGCCUUCGGUGCUGCUCCUUCGGCUUCGCUAGCAGGGGGCGGGUUUGCGGCCGCAGCGGCUUCGGGCGCUGCUAACCCGUUCGACACGAGCGGCGACCCGUGGUCCGCGUGCGCUGCGCCGGCGUCACCAUCGGUGCCGCCUCUCUCUGCGGCGGGCGGGGAUGAUCUGCUUGAUCCCUUUGGGAGGCUUGAUGUGGGGCAAGCCGCGGGGGCCACAAACCCUUUUCAGAGAUGA
Messenger RNA from Emiliania huxleyi CCMP1516, 834 nucleotides. RefSeq lists its product as hypothetical. The coding region runs from base 1 to 834 and encodes 277 amino acids. NCBI's taxonomy places the organism in Eukaryota, Haptophyta, Isochrysidales, Noelaerhabdaceae. The transcript is spliced from 2 exons. The record is from RefSeq and is a predicted model, not a curated record.